Molecule: messenger RNA, 1076 nt
Organism: Zingiber officinale
Lineage: Eukaryota; Viridiplantae; Streptophyta; Magnoliopsida; Zingiberales; Zingiberaceae
Product: protein LIFEGUARD 2-like
Exons: 4
Coding region: 179-910 (243 amino acids)
Cellular component (GO): membrane
Source: RefSeq, a predicted model, not a curated record
ACACCACCUUCAAACAUACGCUCACUUCUUCUUCUUCUUUCAAUUCAGGCCCGGCCGUUGGAGUAAUUAUCUGCUUCUUUCUUCGAUAUCUCCCUUUCCAUCGGAGUUCGGAAAUCGUAGCGUCAAAUCUCGAGGCUUUUCUUCGUUUUCCGCUUUAUCCCAAGCGAAUUCGACCUCGAUGUCGUCCAAGUAUGCGAAAGGCGUGGAUUUGGAGGCCGGCGGGCCGAGCGCGCUCUACCCCAACAUGGCUGAGAGCCCGGUGCUCCGAUGGGCGUUCAUCAGGAAGAUUUACUCCAUCCUCACCCUCCAGUUGGCGCUGACGGUCGCCAUCGCCGCCGUGGUCGUCUUGGUUAAACCCAUCCCCCACUUAUUCGUCUCCUCUAUUGCCGGUCGGGUGCUCUACAUCUUCCUCUUGAUCCUUCCGUUUAUCAUUUUAUGCCCUCUGUAUGCGUUUCGAGAGCGGCACCCUGUCAAUCUUCUUCUUCUUGGAUUGUUUACUGUGUCGAUGAGCUUUGCCGUUGGGAUGAGUUGUGCAUUCACAAGCGGAAAAGUGAUUUUGGAAGCUGCUAUUCUCACAGCAGUAGUGGUGGUUAGUCUCACUCUGUACACAUUCUGGGCUGCUAAGAGGGGCCAUGAUUUCAACUUUCUUGGCCCGUUUCUUUUUGCUGCCGGCAUGGUUUUACUGGGUUUUGCUCUCAUUCAGAUUCUAUUUCCACUUGGAAAACUGUCUAAGAUGAUAUACGGUGGACUGGGAGCAUUGGUGUUUUCUGGCUACAUCAUAUACGACACUGACAAUUUGAUCAAACGAUUCACUUAUGAUCAAUAUGUCUGGGCUUCCGUUUCACUGUAUCUUGAUACUGUGAAUUUGUUCCUUUCGUUACUCACUUUGUUCAGGGCUGCUGAUAGUUGAAAAUUAUUAGCAAUGUAACUUGAUAUAUUUUCUCUGUUUUUUUUUGUUCUUGUAUGUCCUCUUCAGUGUUUCAAGUACUUUGUAUUGUUUCUAUAUUUUUAUCUUUGUUGAUCUAGACAACCAAAUAAUCUAUAAGAUGUAAUUCUACUACAUUGUUUUUGCUUAA